CGAAGUCCACAAGUAAAUUAGGUCUCAUCUGAAAAUGUCCCAUUUCAAAGGCCUGCGGUAUCUGUGCCUACCGAUCAAUUUACUGCCUCACUUUAAAAUCAUUUUGCAGCUUUCCUCUGUCUUGAAGUAGAACGGUGCCGGAGAAACGUUUUGCCCCUUCAAGACUCAGGAGGAUGAAAGUCAUCACUUGUGAAAUAGCCUGGCACAACAAGGAGCCCGUGUACAGCCUGGACUUCCAGCAUGGGGCGGCCGGGAGGAUCCACAGACUGGCGUCUGCGGGCGUGGACACCGCUGUCAGGAUCUGGAAGGUAGAAAAGGGACCAGAUGGAAAAGCCAUCGUGGAAUUUUUGUCCAAUCUUGCUCGUCAUACCAAAGCCGUCAAUGUCGUGCGUUUUUCUCCAACUGGGGAAAUUUUAGCAUCAGGAGGAGAUGAUGCCGUCAUCCUGUUGUGGAAGGUGAAUGAUAACAAGGAGCCGGAGCAGAUCGCUUUUCAGGAUGAGGACGAGGCCCAGCUGAACAAGGAGAACUGGACAGUUGUGAAGACUCUGCGGGGCCACUUAGAAGAUGUGUAUGAUAUUUGCUGGGCAACUGACGGGAAUUUAAUGGCUUCUGCCUCUGUGGAUAACACAGCCAUCAUAUGGGAUGUCAAUAAAGGACAAAAGAUAUCAAUUUUUAAUGAACAUAAAAGUUAUGUCCAAGGAGUAACCUGGGACCCUUUGGGUCAAUAUGUUGCUACUCUGAGCUGUGACAGGGUGCUGCGAGUGUACAGUAUGCAGAAGAAGCGUGUGGCUUUUAAUGUUUCAAAGAUGCUGUCUGGAAUAGGUGCUGAAGGAGAGGCAAGAAGCUACCGGAUGUUCCACGACGACAGCAUGAAGUCUUUCUUCCGUAGGCUGAGUUUCACUCCCGAUGGAUCUUUGCUCCUCACGCCAGCUGGAUGUGUGGAAUCUGGUGAAAAUGUAAUGAAUACUACUUAUGUUUUCUCCAGGAAGAAUCUUAAAAGGCCCAUCGCUCAUCUUCCGUGUCCUGGAAAAGCCACUCUUGCUGUUCGCUGCUGUCCGGUCUACUUUGAACUGAGGCCAGUGGUGGAAACAGGUGUGGAGCUGAUGACUCUGCCCUACCGCCUCGUGUUUGCUGUGGCCUCGGAGGACUCCGUGCUUCUGUAUGACACCCAGCAGUCCCUCCCUUUCGGUUACGUGUCUAAUAUACAUUACCACACCCUCAGUGACAUUUCAUGGUCCAGCGAUGGCGCCUUCCUGGCCAUUUCUUCUACGGACGGUUACUGCUCGUUUGUGACAUUUGAGAAAGAUGAACUUGGAAUUCCUUUGAAAGAGAAGCCAGUUCUGAGCAUGAGAACUCCUGAUACAGCAAAGAAAACCAAGAGUCAGACACAUCGAGGGUCUUCGCCGGUAGGACCCAGACCGGUAGAGGGAACCCCUGCCAGCAGAAGCCAAGACCCCAGCAGCCCCGGCACAACCCCCCCUCAAGCCAGACAGGCCCCAGCCCCAACAGCCAUCAGAGACCCUCCCUCCAUCACUCCUGCUGUCAAAAGCCCCUUGCCAGGGCCUUCAGAAGAGAAGACCCUGCAGCCCAGUAGUCAAAGCACAAAAGGCCACCCAUCCCGGAGGGUCACUCUGAACACACUGCAAGCCUGGAGCAAGACAACGCCCCGGAGAAUAAACUUAACACCCUUAAAGACAGACACUCCACCAAAUUCUGUACCAACCAGUAUGAUUUCCACCCCUUCCACAGAAGAAAUUCAGUCAGAGACGCCUGGAGACGCUCACGGCAGUCCCCCAGAGCUAAAGCGGCCCAGACUCGAUGAAAACAAAGGAGGCAUGGAAAGUCUGGAUCCUUGAUGGGACCUCAGCUUCUGCUUGACACUUCCCAGGCGCCCAGUGUGUGCAGGGAGACGGUGAAGCUGGAGGUACCUGAGACCGGGGCUUCCAUGGAGUGGGACAGGCACUGUAGAUGGAUUUCUGUAACAGAAGGGACACGUGUACUGAUUUUUCUCCAGAAAUGUGGAUGCCGCUGUAUUCAGUGUCCAUUUGUAACUUGGGUACACGAACGUUUUAACAUUGUAAAUCCUCUUUUUGAUGAGUUUCUGAAACUGGAGUGAUUCAACAUUAUCCCGUGUGAAAAUCAGUGAGUCCUCCCUGGCAUCCUCGUGAAAGUGCACACACUUCAUGGAGGGACUCCUUUUAAAUAAGAAUUAGGAAGAUGAGAAAGUAAUUUGAGAUUUUACUCUGUUGAAUUUUAGAGUAUUUGAAGUGAUUGUUAGAUUUCACUUCUAAGGAGUUUAUUGAUUAAACUUUGGAAGGUA
Messenger RNA from Rhinopithecus roxellana (golden snub-nosed monkey), 2320 nucleotides. It is a transcript of the gene CHAF1B, whose product is annotated as chromatin assembly factor 1 subunit B. Gene Ontology annotation, molecular function: protein binding. Gene Ontology annotation, biological process: nucleosome assembly; DNA replication-dependent chromatin assembly. Gene Ontology annotation, cellular component: nucleus; CAF-1 complex. The record is from RefSeq and is a predicted model, not a curated record. The coding region runs from base 174 to 1856 and encodes 560 amino acids. Lineage: Eukaryota; Metazoa; Chordata; Mammalia; Primates; Cercopithecidae. The transcript is spliced from 14 exons.